CUUAGCUCUUUGUUGGGUAGGUGCGGCUGCUUCGAGGUUGGAGUAGCAGUGGACGCUAUGCUCUCGCCCGCGGCCGAGCCUGGUUUCUUCCCAGCAGAUAUGGCCCGGUCAGACAAGGAAAUCUCCUUCGGUAAGGUGGCCUUUCAGCGAGGCGCUUCUUGGGCAAGCACUGACGUCGAUGCAAGCCCACUGAGGAACCUGUCACCUAUGUCAUUACCGGACGCAGAGCUGGCAGACUUUCAGGCGAAGUCUCCCGUGGAACAACAGGACCGUGCAAAUCGUUCACCAGCUCGCAAGCCCAUGUCCUGUCGCCUUACGAAGCAGCGCGCCCUAGCACUGCAAGUGGAGCUGCUUGGUGCGUUUAGCUCGGCACGGUUCCAGAAGAAGUUGCAGGCACUGAUCAGGAAAGACGCUGACAAGGACAGCAGCGACUUCCACAAGAGCCUGCGGAAGAUCAUGCGGAAGCCCCAGCGGGAGAUCAUCGCGCAAUAUGGCUUUGACCCGUCGGAGGAAGGCAUUGAGGAGAUGACGCAGGCGCUCAAGGAGCUCGAGGAUGAUUCUGACAUCUAUGUGAAUGCCAUGGCCAUCGAGGAGGCACUGUACAGCUCGCUUGAGGUUGCCCAGGAGAAGGAGGUCCCAAGCGAGAUGGGCACGAGCUGCCCGAAGCCAGACACCAAGCCGGCCAUCUACCUUCUGCUAAGGAGCCUGCCCCCAG
Symbiodinium sp. CCMP2456 is the source of this 715-nucleotide messenger RNA. Lineage: Eukaryota; Dinophyceae; Suessiales; Symbiodiniaceae. The record is from the annotation of a GenBank genome assembly.